GCCGUGGGAGGCUCACGUCACUGCUCACUGCACUUAUAUCCUGAAUCAGGCUGAGAGGCUUCACUGCAAACACAGGAACGGUCACCUCCAGGUCUGGAGGGUUGGGUUCCCUUCAGACUUGCCAUGGGACCCAGCAGACGCAUCUGGGAAGGCUGGUCCCUGGAGAGUGAGGCCCUGCUGCCAGAGUGGAGCACCUGGCUCCUGAUCUGCACCUGCGUCGGCACCUGGGUUGGGCCCGGAGCCUCUGUCCACGGGGAAGGAGGAGGGCUCGAGGCUGGAUCUUUCACCUGCCUCAACAACAACGUCCUAAGGAUUGACUGCCACUGGUCUGCCCCAGAGCUGGGUCAGGGCCCCAGUCCCUGGCUCCUCUUUACCAGCAACCACGUGCUGGGCAGCAAGCAUAGAUGCGUCUUCCGGGCCAGCAAGUGCACUGUGGUGCUGCCGCCCGAGGAAGUGCUCGUGCCUUCCGACAACUUCACCAUCACUUUCCACCGUUACGUGUCUGGGAAGGAGCAGGUCAGCCUGGUGGACCCACAGUACCUGCCCCGGAGACACGUGAAGUUGGACCCUCCCUUGGACUUACAGAGCAAUGUCAGCUCUGGAUCCUGUGUCCUGACUUGGGGCGUCAGUCUUGCCUUGGAGCCUCUGGCCGCCAUCCUCAGCUACGAGCUGGCCUUCAAGAAACAGGAGGAGGCCUGGGAGCAGGCCCGGCACAGGGAUCACAUUGUCGGGGUGACCCGCCUCACCCUUGAAGCUGUCGAACUGGACCCUGGCUCCAGCUAUGAGGCCAGGCUGCGUGUCCAGAUGGCCACACUGAAGGAGGAGAUGGGGCAGGAGCAGCACUAUGAGGGCCAGUGGAGCGAAUGGAGCCAGUCUGUGUGCUUCCCAUCUCCUCAGAGCCCUGCCCAAGGUUCUCACCUGUUCUUGCUUCGGGGACAGCCCGACAGCAGCACCCUUGUUGCUGUGCCCGUCUUUCUGCUGCUGACCAGCCUGACCUACCUCGUCGUGUUCAAGCUUUCACCCAGGAUGAAGAGAAGCUUCUACCGGGAAGUACCCUCUCCGGCGCCCUUCUUCCAGGCCCUCUACAGCGUGCACUGCGGGGACUUCCAGACCUGGAUCAGGGCUCACAGAACUGGCCUGCUGCCGAACCCGGACCCUGUCGGUCCCCCACAAGGAGCCUCGGAGUCCAGCGACCAGGAGGCCAUUGCGUGGCUGACCUAUGACCCAGUGGAUCCCUGGCAGUCAGUGGUCCCAGAGGACGAGGAGGAGGGCCCUGGCGCCGGCCUCCCAGAGGCUGUGCUGAAAGCAGGGCAUGUGCUACAGGGAGGGCAGCCGCCUGCCUAUCUGCCGCAGGAGGACUGGGUCCCUGCGAGCGCCCCCAGGCCAGCUCCCCCACAGUCAGAGGGCAGCAGUGGUGACUACUGUGCCCUGGGCUGCUCUGGGGGCUGCCACCCCUUUACCUUCCCAGGAAGCACUUGGAGCUCUGGGCCCAGCCCGGUUUUGGCCCACGGCCUUUCUGGUGACCAGCAGAGCCUGGAUGCCUGGCGAGGAAGUACCUGUGUGGGAGUCGGUCACGGUGAGAGGCAAGACCCUGCUGAACGGGUCGCAUGAGGACCUCAGGGUGUUGGCCUCGCUCCUACCCUCUGCAGUCACCGGGGUUGAUCUAGAGCCCGGACUUGGCCAGCUGCAUGAUGUCCAUUUUGCGGAAAAUGGACCAAAGUCUCUCUGAGAACGGAGCCCCUGCACAGACAUCCUGUCCGGACGGAGGCCAGCGGGUGACCCCCACCUCCCUCCCCUCCCCUCCCCUCAGCAUCCUGCCACUCAGCACCCCCUCCCCGGCCACCACUUCCCUCCCUGCUAUCUGGCUUCACUCGGACCCCUCAGAAAAGAAGGGUGUGGGCCCACAGCCUGUUCUGCCCUCACCUCUUUAAAGGGUCCACCUGCACCCAGCAGAUGCAGAGGAGGUGCUAUGACUUCUUUCUGUGCCUUCCUGAGGUCCCUCUCCUCCUGAGAUUAAAAGGGGUCCAGUGGGUCUUUCAAACCGCUGCUGGCUGGGAGAGGGGCCGGAGAAGUGCGAGGGGAUGGGGCCAGUCUAUUCUCGGGCUCUCUGGGGUUGGAGGUGCUGAGGUUUUACAGGUAGGGUCAAGUGGAGGAGGAGGUGCCAGUCCCUGGGGCUCUGGUGACCCCUGUGGUCCACGCAGGAGAAAGCACUUGCAGCCCCAGGCUCCCAAAGGCACAGGCCCCCCUGCCUCAGACAGGCUUCCCCCUCCCCUCUGCAUGCCACUGGCGCCCCCGGGGUUUGUGGGGAGCCUCAGAGGAGCCAGAUUGUGGUCAGCAGCGGGGAAGCAGGACCCAGAAUGUAUUUUUAGCUUGUAGAGAGCGGGAAGGGUGUGGACGGAAGUGAGGUGCAGGCAUCUUUAGUUCUAACCAAGGAUAAAAAAAAAUAGCUUGAAUCCACUUCCUGGAGCCGACCCCUGGGGAGCGCUGGCCCGGUAUCAGAGCAGCAUCUGUGUGGCCCCCGUGGCUUCCCAGGGAACCUGCAUGUGACGAGUGACCCCCACAGCUGGGACGCCUCCUCUGCGCGGCCGGAGACACUGUUUCUGUGGAUCACAUUUUCUCUCAGUGACACGCAGAGACCCAGCUUUGGGCUGGAGCUUGAGCAUGCAGCCCCUUGGAGGCUGCGUGACCUGCCCCUUCGGCCACAUUGCUCUUAGUUCCCCUGAGCGAGUCGCCUGCGCACCUCUGUGCCCAGAAAACUCUGGCUUCCCUCUUUGGAGAUGAGAUGACCCUUGGACACUGUGGCCCCGAGGUCCAGUUCACAGCAGAGCCAGGUUGGGAGACCUUGGGAGGAGGAAGUCGUUGAGCACCGGGUUCUGAAGGAGUCGGAGGGCCAGGGGCCGGAGCUCCAGUCCUGAGCUGCUGAUUCCAGGGGGUUGGGUGCGCGGCGCCGCUGGAGCUCGAGGGCCCCACAUGGGGCUGGCUGGACCGUGGAAGGCCCGGAAGGCCAGACUGAGGGCAGCGAGGGCAGGGGACUCUCCCUGACGCGGGAGGAUAUGCAAUGGUUUCUCUUGGUUUGUUUGUUUUUAAGAUUUUUUUUUUGUUUGAAUUUUUAAGCCAUCUCUACACCCAACGUGGGGGCUGAACCCACAUCCCUAAGAUCAAGACUUGCAUGCUCCACCGACAGCCAGUCGGGCGCCCCGCUUUCUUGGUUUCCAGUGUGGUGAAAUCCACAUAGUCCAACCCUCUUUCAACGUGUGCAGUUUGGUGACAUUCAGUACAUGCUGAUGUCUGACGUCGUCACUCCCACAGGAAAACCCCUGCUCGUGAAGCGGUCGCUCCCCCACCCCACCCCCCCGGGCUCUCUGGAGCCCCUUGCCUGCUCCCCGUCUCCAUGGAUCGCCUCUUCUGGGCAUUUUGUAGAAAUGGAGUUACAGGGUGCGUGACUUGCCCUACGGCCUUAUUCUUCAGUGUAGUGUUUUCGAGGUUCGCCCACUUCGCGGCAUCAGUGGCCUCACCCUUACUGUGACCCUUGCGCUGUUACCAGGUUUUCCUUGUUGCAAGCAGCACUGCUAUGAACAUUCAUGGAAAAGUUUUUUUGGUACCUGUUUUCUCUGUUUCUGUGUGUAUUCCUAGGAACGGAAUUGCUAGAUCACAUGGUAUGAUCAUAUCUAUGUUUAGAAUUUUUGAGGAACUGCCAAACUGUUCUCCACAGUGACUUCAGCAUUUUACAUCAAUGGUGUACUCGGGUUACAAUUUCUCCACAUCCUCACCAACUGUUGUUAGUGUCCUUUAAAAAAAUAUAUUUUUUAAGCUUCUUAAUUUAAAUAAUCUCUGCAUCCAAUGUGGGGCUUGACUCACGACCCUGAGAUCGAGAGUCCCAUGCUUGGGGUGCUUGGGUGGCACAUUCGAUUUUAAGUGUCCGACUCUUGGUUUCUGUUCAGGUCAUGAUCUCGGGGUCACACGAUCGAGCCCCGUGUAGGACUCAGCACUCGGUAUGGCAUCUGUUUGGGAUUCUCUCUCCCUCUCCCUCUGCUCCUCUCGGUCAUUCUAACUCUCUCUAAAAUAAAUAACUAAAUCCUAAAAAAACAAAACAAAACAAAACAAAACAAAACAAAAAACAGUCACAUGCUAUUCCAACUAAGCCAGCCAGGCAUCCCUUAAAUCACUGUUCUGGGUAUAAAGUGGUACCUCAGUGUGAUUUUGAUUUACAUUUUCCUGAUGGUUGGUGAUGUUGAACAUCUUUUCAUGUGCUUCUUGUGUGUCUUCUUUGGAGAAAAUCCUGUUCAAGUCCUUUGCCUUUUUUUAAAUUGGGUUGCUUGUCCUUGUGCUGUUGAGCUGUAGGAGCUCUUUAUAUAUUCUGAUACCAAAGUCAUAUCAGAUAUUCCAUUUCCAAACAUUUUCUUAAAUUCUGCAUGUUAUUUGGUGCCAUAUACAAUAAACCAUGGCCUAAUCCAAACCCAACAAACACAUGAAAAGAUGCUUAACAUCCUUAGACAUCAGGGAAAUGAAAAUGAAAACCACACUGAGAUGCCACUUCACACUCAGGGGAUGGCUGUCAUCUAAAAAAUGGAAGUUAGUUUUAGCAAGGAUGUGAAGAAAUUGAAAUUCUCAUGCCCUGUGGAUGGAGUUGAGAAACAAUACUGGUGAGGGGUACAUAUCAAUGUGAAUAUUCACUUAAAAAUGUUGAAAAUGGGAUGCCUGGGUGGCUAAGUUGUUGAGCGACUGUCUGCCUUUGGCUCAGGGUGUGACCCCAGGUUCCUGGGAUUGAGCCCCAUAUUGG
Messenger RNA from Canis lupus familiaris (dog), 4780 nucleotides. It is a transcript of the gene IL9R, whose product is annotated as interleukin-9 receptor. Gene Ontology annotation, cellular component: membrane; external side of plasma membrane. The transcript is spliced from 9 exons. Gene Ontology annotation, molecular function: interleukin-9 receptor activity; interleukin-9 binding. Lineage: Eukaryota; Metazoa; Chordata; Mammalia; Carnivora; Canidae. The record is from RefSeq and is a predicted model, not a curated record. The coding region runs from base 124 to 1611 and encodes 495 amino acids. Gene Ontology annotation, biological process: immunoglobulin mediated immune response; cytokine-mediated signaling pathway.